CACGAAGGGACGAUCAUUGCCCUUCUGUCCCUUUUUCAAGGCAUGUGCGUCAUGCUUUAGCAGCAGUGAUGACGACAUGACUUAGAUAGCUAGCUCAGCAGGAUGUACUCGAACGGAGUCCCUCCGCGGAGAAAGGAGAGGAAGGUGCAAGUGGUCUUUCCGCACCCGGAUGUUGAAAAGCACUGCGCUGGCGUGGAGUCGCUGCUCCUUCCCUCCGUACCCAACCAUAAACUCUUGUUCACAGCAUCUCGCGACUCCACCGUCCGGAGAUGGGACGUGGCGGGUCCGGAGCCGGUGCUGGAGGCGGUGUUUGCUGGCCACGCCGACUGGGUGAAUGACCUGGCGCUCAUUGGGGACCUGCUCAUCACCUGUAGCAAUGACCAGACCGUGCGGCUGUGGAAGGCCGGCAGCGACAACGGCCAGCACCUGCACACGCUGUCGUACCACUCGGACUACGUCACCUGCCUGGCGGCCGCGCCGGCGCGCAGCCUGGUGGUGUCGGCGGGACUGCGGGCCGAGAUAUUCCUGCUCAACAUAGAGACGGGCAAGCACUCGCAACUCUACCCGGGCUCCUCCUCAACCACCGGCAGCGGCGGCGGCGGCGGCGGACACAGCGAAGACGGCCACGGCGGCGCCGGCGCCGCCUCCGCCACCAGCCCCACCGCCAGCGUCUCCCCGCAUGGCGGCGGCGGCGGCGGCGGCGGCUGCUUCAGCCCACACGCGGCCGGACCGGGUCACUUGGGUGGUUUGGGCGGCAACACGCCGGUCGGCGGGCACGGCGCCGGCGGCGGCUUGGGCGGGAUGGGCGCGGGCGGCGGGGGCGGGGGCGGUGGGGAGAAGGACCAACCCGGCAGUGUGUAUGCGCUGGCGCUGAAUCCGGCCGGCACGCUGAUUGCCGCGGGCACCAGCGAGGCGCUGGUGCGGCUGCUGGACCCGCGCACAGGCAGGAAGAUCACAAAGCUGAGGGGGCACCAGGACACUGUGCGGGCGCUGCUGGUGAACGCCGACGGCAGCACCAUCAUCAGCGGCGCCAGCGACGGCACCAUCAAGCUGUGGGACGUGGGCAUGCAGCGCUGCGUGCAGACCUAUAACCUACACAGCGACAGUGUGUGGUCGCUGCUGUCCCCCGACGACUCCUUCGCCACCAUCUACAGCGCCGGAAGGGACGGGGCGCUGUACCGCACACGCACACAGCACCGCACCUCUGAGUUGUUGGCUGUGGAGGACCGGCCCGUUACCGCCCUGGCGCUGGACCCGGAGGGGGAGCCGCUGGGCCCCGGCGGUGUGCCCAGUGUGGCGGUGUGGACCUCCACGCCCGCCUCCUCCGUGCACAAGUGGCUGGUGCCGCGCGACCCGGGCUCGGCGGCGGCGGCGGGCGGCGACGGCGGGCGCAGCUUCUCGGUGUCCUCCCGCACGCACGGCCUGAGCUCCCACAUGCGCAACCGCAUGUCCCUGGAGGCCAACCGCCAGCCACUGGUGCGCAGCCCCGCAGCGGUCAUUGCCGGAGUGCCAGCGCUGGAGGCUCACGAGGUGCUGGCGGACCGGCGCCACGUGCUCACACGCGACAGCCGCGGCCACGUGGAGCUGUGGGACGUGCUCACCGGGGCCAAGGUCCAGUCGUACGGCAAGGUGGACAUGGACGCCAAGCGUCGCGAGCUGUGGGAGGCGCGCUCCGUGCCCGCCUGGUUCUCCGCCGACACGCGGCUGGGCUGCCUGUGCAUCAGCCUGGAGCCGGGCAGCGCCUUCGCGGCGGAGGAGUACGCGCAGCAGCUCGAGUACAGCGGCGUGCCGGACGACUGCAAGGUCAACUACGGCAAGCUGGUCCUGGACUGCGUUUUCGCCAAGUGGAGGUACAAGCUGGCGGCGGGCAUGUCUGCCGGCGCGCCGCCCCCGCCGCCACCGGGCCACCUGUUCCCGCUGCCCGGCCCCGACGGCUCCCUGCCGCCGCCGGCCCCCGGCACCUCCGCCUACUACCCCGACAUAUGGCCCAAGUACUGGCAGGUCGGGGCGUUGCCCGCGGUCAUGUGCUCGCGGCACGACGGCCAGCGCUGGCGGCGGCUGAUCAACGCCUUUGACGGCGGAGAGGCGGAGCCGGGCGAGGUGCCCACGUGGGUGGGUGACGUGGUGCUUCGCGGCGCCAAUGUGACGCCCAAGGAAGCCAAGUGCGCCUUCGUGCUACUGCCCAUGGAGGGCUCCAACCUGCCAAGCCUCAUGCAGUCCAAACUCAACGCGCCGCGCAUCCUGCAGGUGCACAAAGUGGCGCACUACUGCUGCAGCAAGUUGCAGGAGUUGAACAUCGCGCUGGAGGUGCGCCCCAUCUACCUGCGCCGCCCGCCGGCCGCCGCGCCCGACCUUGCGGACGAGCCGGGUGUGCCGCCGCGGCCGGUGCUGGAGCUGACAUGCAACGGCGUGCUGGUGCCAUUUGAGAUGAGUCUGGCCACCGUGAAGAAGUUCAUUUGGAAGAAGAGCGACGACCUCAUCUUCAACUACAAGAUUCGGGACCCGGCGCACCCCGCGCCCAUGCCCCAGCUCGCACCCAGCAGCUGAGGCGGCUGUGUCUCGUUGCUCGCGCAGCCGGGGUGUUGCAACUGCCGAAAUGGUGGCAGAGCGCUCUUUCCGGGGCCGCCACCUGUAAGGACCGGCAAUGAUUGCCUUCUCAGUCAUUUCGUAGUAUGCCUUGGACGCGGCUUUAUGAACUUGUGUACGGCGCGCAGCAGGAGCGGCACAUUUUCUGAAGUGUUGCAACCGCGGGAAGGUGGUUGGAAUGCGCGGUGCUAGAGAGCCGCGUCAGGGCCUUGGAGCCUUUGAGGCGCUGGCACUGCUCAUGAUUCUAGGUGCAGCAGUGGGUGUGCUCAGAAGCCUUGCCUGCACUGUUGCCGGCGGGUUUAAGGGGACAUUGAUUGGUUUGCGUGCUGAGCGGAAUGCCGGCAUCAGCAGGGCCACGUGCCCCACCGGGGCGCAACAGAUGUGCCGUAGCAUCAAGAGCACCCACAAGGGCUGGCAGCUGCUGCGUUUGUCCGCACUGCGUGAAGGUGACGACUGCUGGAUGGUUGCGCGGUGCUGCUUGCUGCUGGAGGCUAUUACUGCAGCUGGGUUGGUGUUCGGAGGAUUUGCUUCUGGCACGUGGAGUCGCUGCGGGAACGUUGCUUGGCGGUGCGAGCUGCUGCGUGCGCUGUGCUGUGCUGCCCGUGAGGGUAUCAUGUAUGGCAGUAGUCAGGCGAUAGCGCAAGAUAUACACUGAUAUACCGGUAGGUACGAGCGCAAGUGAGUCUUGCGCUGGCACUACUACUGGCACGCACAGGCAGGCGCAGGAUGCCUGUUGCCUCUAUCUCGGCGGGUGGAUGCGGCGUUAUGCCUGCUGCUGCGUCUGGAACGUGACUACGGUAUGGAUACGUUGCCAGCGUUAGUUUUAGCUGCGGUGUAGUGGUGCCAAAGCAUUGAGAGCAGGCUGUGCAAGAGGGGCGGGGCGCUGGUGGGGCGGGCCCGCACCUUGAGCGGGACGGUAAUGCCAAGCUUGCAGAAGAUGUAUGGCAGAGUCGCGGAAAUGUUAACGUUGCUUAUUAGGUGUGCGAUUCGUGCUCGAGCCUUGGUUCUGUCGCACCUAUCUUGUCGCAUCACGGGGUCGUGGCGCCAAUCAACCAAAGCAACCUCCCACAGAGAUCGACAUAGUCCCGUGUAAGAAACUAUCUGCUCA
Chlamydomonas reinhardtii is the source of this 3694-nucleotide messenger RNA. RefSeq lists its product as uncharacterized. The transcript has 21 exons. NCBI's taxonomy places the organism in Eukaryota, Viridiplantae, Chlorophyta, Chlorophyceae, Chlamydomonadales, Chlamydomonadaceae. Gene Ontology annotation, molecular function: ubiquitin binding. The record is from RefSeq and is a predicted model, not a curated record. Gene Ontology annotation, biological process: double-strand break repair via homologous recombination; protein deubiquitination. The coding region runs from base 103 to 2547 and encodes 814 amino acids.